Molecule: messenger RNA, 2105 nt
Organism: Meira miltonrushii
Lineage: Eukaryota; Fungi; Basidiomycota; Exobasidiomycetes; Exobasidiales; Brachybasidiaceae
Product: putative vacuolar protein sorting protein VpsB
Exons: 1
Coding region: 77-2059 (660 amino acids)
Biological process (GO): intracellular protein transport; vesicle-mediated transport
Cellular component (GO): Golgi membrane
Source: RefSeq, a predicted model, not a curated record
CUCCUUCUUACGACAACGAUCACAUUGACUUCAUUGGACAUUCGAGAAUCUCGCCAACAAUAGGCAUCUCGCCAAAAUGGACGUGACCAAAGCGAUAUCCGCAUAUAUCGAGCGCAUCAUUGGCACGGUUUCGGGAAUGAAAGUUUUGUUAUUGGAUGCUGAAACGACACCAAUCAUUUCUACUUCAUUAACGCAAUCCUUUCUGCUGGCACAUGAAGUUUACCUGACUGAUAGGAUAGACAACACCUCAAGAGAUCGAAUGCGGCAUUUGAAUUGCAUCGCUCUAAUACGACCUACAUCACAAAGCAUCGAAGCGAUCGAACGGGAGUUACGACAACCAAAAUAUGCGAGUUAUGCAUUAUUCUUUACCAAUGUUUUGAAGAAGAGUGAGAUUGAAAGGUUGGCAGAAGCUGAUGAACACGAUGUCGUGAAAGAAGUGCAAGAAUAUUUCGCCGAUUACGUUCCCGUCAAUCCUUCUCUGUUUUCGCUCAAUUAUACAACCCCGCCUUCUCGUCUUUGGUCCAAUUCGUCAAAUGAAUGGGAUCCGAAAGCACUCGAUAGACACACGAAUGGCUUGAUCGCCGUUCUGUUGAGCUUGAAGAAGAAACCUGUCGUACGGUACGAACGGAUGAGUGCACUGGCGCGAAAGCUUGGAGAAGAGGUACACUACAAGAUGCAAUCAGAAUUACCUUCGCUAUUCGAUUUCCGCAGAACGGAUGCCUCUCCAGUGCUACUCAUCCUUGAUCGUCGAAAUGACCCUGUGACGCCAUUGUUGAGCCAAUGGACGUAUCAAGCGAUGGUACACGAAAUGAUCGGAAUCAAUAAUGGUCGUGUCAGUCUAGCAGGGGCAGAAGGUGUUCGACCGGAAAUGCGAGAAAUCGUACUUUCUGCCGAUCAAGACCCUUUCUUUAGCAAUAACUUGUACGAUAAUUUUGGUGAUUUGGGUGCUUCUAUCAAGAAAUACGUAGAAGAUUAUCAAGCAAAAACACAAUCUUCAGCAAAAAUUGAAACGGUUGCGGAUAUGAAGAGAUUCGUAGAAGAAUAUCCGGAAUUCAGAAAAUUGGGAGGAAAUGUAUCAAAGCAUGUUAGUCUUUUGGGCGAAUUGAGUAAAAGGGUGGAAAAUGAGAGCUUAUUGGAAGUUAGUGAAUUGGAACAAAGUUUAGCAAGUAACGAAAGUCAUUCGGCGGAUCUACGGAAUCUGUAUACCCUUUUGGAUUCGAAAAAGGUCAAGCCAGAUGCAAAGCUACGAUUGGCGAUCCUGUAUGCGCUACGGUAUCAAAAGUAUUCGGGUAAUGAGAUUGCCAAUGUGGUCAAAAGAUUAUUACAGGCCGGACUACCGGAAUCGAGAGCUGCUUUGGUAUUUGUAAUGCUGAAUCUUGCCGGUGCAGAACAAAGACAAGAUGAUCUGUUUGCCAAUGAAAACUUCUUUUCACGAGGAAAGAGUGCAUUGAAAGGAUUAAAAGGUGUUGAGAAUGUAUACACACAACACUCUCCCCAUCUAUUACAAACGAUCGAAAACCUAAUGCGUGGAAGACUAAAAGAGACAAGUUAUCCUUAUGCAGGCGGAUCACAACCUCCUCCGAUUACGCAAAAGCCGCGGGAUGUGAUUGUAUUUAUAAUUGGUGGAACAACAUACGAAGAAGCCAGAACGGUUGCUUUGACAAAUUCACAAGAUACUGCUGGUCCAGGUCAAGGAGCAAGGUUUUUGUUAGGCGGAACAACUGUUCAUAAUUCACAAUCUUUUCUUGAUAUGGUUCAAGAUGCUGCUUCUCAAUUUCCUUCUUCUAUCACCCGUCCACCUGCUGCAAGCGCUUCAGGUCAAGCUCUCAACUUGAACAUUGGUCCUGUUCAAUUGGCCGUUGGCGGAAGAAAUAGCUCAGAUAAUCAAAGAACAGCAGGGGCAGCAAACAGUUCUGGCGGUCAGAUAGCUUUGGGUGGAGCUGGUGGCUUGUUGGAUCCAGGUAGAAUGGGAGAAGCAGCAGAAGGAGCAAGAGAUUUAGCCCAAGGUUUAUUUGGCAGACUAAAGGGUGCCGUUGAUAAUAUCAAUCUACAAGGAUAAAUGUACACAAAUAGAGUUAACUUAUUAAAUCUUUAACUUGUCAGAC